GCGGCGCACAGAGAUUCGUUCAAUUGAAUGCCGAAACACAACAAACACCACCGGGCAGGGACACAUUGAUCUCGCUGAGCUUUAGCUUUUGAGUUUCGACGAGGCUACGAAUAAAAUAAUGGUGAGCGGAAGUCGUGCCGCUUGCACUGUUUUAAUCGAACAUGUCCAAGCCGAGGACGCACUCGAUUGCUGCUGCUGCUGCUUCUUCUUCUUCUGGGUCUCCUGCCUUCGCUGAGCUGUGGAGGUCUGUUUCGAAAGCCUGCAAACCACAAGACAAGAACACGACGCGACAGGACGCAGAGACGCCAUCAGGGACCGUUUCCAAAGAGCUGCACAGUCCUCAGUGCAGAGGCUACAGCAGAUUCUUUGGGCUGAACCAUGGAGACUCUCCAAGUGAUAUGGAGCCUUCUCAGGACAUCAUCUGGGAUUCCACGUCGCCCCCUAAAGCGGGGAUGGACCCCAGGAAUGUCAGAUCAGUGGAAAUAUCCGACAUUGUUAAUCGCAUCGCACCAAAGGACGUGAAACUACGAGGGCCUCGGUCUCCCAUGUGGCAGUGGAUCGGUGAUAGCACCACUUUGACCCCCGAGAUGCCAAAACCAAGAGUGAGGAAGAAGUCCAUUCGGAAGAACAGCGUGGAUGACCUCAUGAUGUUAGCCCGGAAGUUUGAUGAGAACAUGCAGCAGGACAAGGAGGCCUCGGAGCAUCUAAACACAAACGACAACAACAACGAGUGUGACACAACAAAAACGCAGAAGUCUUCAUUGAAUCGGACAGAGGCGGAGCUGCACGCCCUUUUUGACUCUUCCACCCAAGGAGUCAGUGGCGGGCUCAGCCCAAUCUCAUCCAGACCGUCUCCUUCCCAGGGAGGAAGCAGUCAAGCAGAGGGACCACAACCAUACAAGCUGAAGUCAGCGGGUACUUCAGCUACUGUAAGUGUAAGCAAGUGUGAUGACUUUGACGACGACUGGGAGAAUGACGACCUCCUUAAUGACUCAUUUGUACUGGCUAUGACGCAGAACCCGGACAGCUUUAAAACGCCCUUGGCGUCAAACGCUAAACAAUCUGUAUGCCAGCGCACUGCCUCCAAAAAGCCUUCAGAGCCCGCUCGGUUACUCCAGUCCAAGCCGGACAUCAGCACUCUUCAGCGACUGUGUCCCCAAGUCAGGACCACCAACAGACGCACUUUCAAGUUAGAGCCUAACCCUCACUUCCAAACAUCCACUGAAGGUGCAUCCAAGUCCAGCGACACUUCAAUGCAACAGAAAUUACAGGCAUCGGAGAAAAAACCUGCAGCCUCAAAGACUAUUUACACCAAAAUCGCAGACCAAAAGCAGCCUUGUGUUGCUGCAGACGCGCGAAAGGACGUUUUAUGGGACGACUGGGACGAGGACGACGCUCUCUUCUACCAGGUGUGCGACACCGUGGAGUGGCUCUCCAACAGCCAGCCUGAGCAGGAGAAACCAGCUGAGGCCACUGACCGACCGGCAAAGACAACCUCUGCGCCUCUGCCAAUCGACAAAACACUUCCAACAAACACCAACAAAUCACCUCGCGCUUUUGUCCGGUCUAACUCGCUACCUGAAGGACGGCGCGGUGCAGUGAAGGGCUGGACCAGCAGACCAGGAAUGUCUCAGAGCCUACCAGAAGGCCAAAAAAGCAGUGAUUCCUCUGGAAGUCAUGUUGACGUGAAAACACGUACAGUGACUGCUGGUCUGCAGCCCUCCAAGGCUGCCUUCAAGAGGAGCGUAUGUGACUCAGCAGCGAAAAGCAACAAAGUGUUUGUCACCAGCCAGAUGACGAGAAAGUGCUCGGCGGCCGAAAUUGAGAGGAAGAAACAAGAAGCUUUGGCCAGGAGGCGGCAGAGAAUGCAGGACAUACAAAAACCAUAGAAAGCAAAGACUGGAUGAUAGUGCCUUUUGUUGCAAGAGUGAAAAAACCGAGCAGAAAGACAAGUUUGCUGCUUGUGUGACACCAAAAGGACAAUCGGAGAGAUUAAACUUCAUUCUGUCACACUUUGUUUGGUCUAAGUUGUUCUGAUGUCUGACUGAAUGCAAAAGAUACUGUAGGCAGCUGAUGAAUACUUGAACAUGUUGAUACGUGGUUUACGUUAACUGUGACAGUGUUGUUCACCCAUGCAAACACACGUCUUACAUUGUUUUUGCUUUGUAUGUCUUUAGGUUUUAUCAUCAGAUUUGUUUUUGUUUUUUCAACGGCCCACUUUGAUUCCUGUAGCAACAGAACGUCCAUGCAUGCUGUGCACUUUUGGAGGACCGUUUUAGUGACAAUACGAGAAUCUUGACAGCAGAGCUGAAGGACUUCUGUCAUGAUGUCUUUUUCUGACUACUAGGAGAAAUAAACACA
Molecule: messenger RNA, 2361 nt
Organism: Dunckerocampus dactyliophorus (ringed pipefish)
Lineage: Eukaryota; Metazoa; Chordata; Actinopteri; Syngnathiformes; Syngnathidae
Exons: 6
Coding region: 162-1889 (575 amino acids)
Source: RefSeq, a predicted model, not a curated record